Messenger RNA from Aureobasidium uvarum, 1092 nucleotides. The record is from the annotation of a GenBank genome assembly. NCBI's taxonomy places the organism in Eukaryota, Fungi, Ascomycota, Dothideomycetes, Dothideales, Saccotheciaceae.
AUGCCUAUCGCAUACACUCACCGUGGACCUCUGUUGUACACAAUUCUUGCCCUAAGUGCAGCCGAAAUGGCAAAUUCUGGCGAUGACUAUUCCGAUCGCCUCGUGUCCAAGGCUUCCACCUAUUACGAUAGCGCAAUCAAUCAACUACAGCUAUCACUGGCCAACUCCAGCGAUGCUGAAGAGAACAUCUUGGCAUGUGUGCUCUUGUCUUCUUUUGAGAUAUCCAAUGGACAUCGCCCAGCCUGGUUGCAACAUGUCAAUGGUGCUGUAGCUAUACACAAUCACUUCGCAUCAUCCAUCAGUCGAGAAUGUGCCUUGUUUGCUUACCAAUAUUUUGGCUUUAGAUGGAUACUUCUUGAAACGACCAUGCCGCCGGGAACCUAUCCACUAGAAGAAGUGACAAGCGAAACCUCGAUGACAGCCCAGAUAUUACAAAAUCUGAGCACAAUGCUCCAACAGACUAUCGAUACAGUACCCACCCUUGCAAUGCAAAACAUUGACAACAAUUUUGGUUGCUCCCUGGAAUACCUCCAGCUGGUCAACAGAAUAUCGACCUUGUCCGCUCUCAAAUACCAUUGCCAGGCGGAUGAGAUUGUUGCAGAAGAGACUUCUGAUCUGUACUCUACAACAGCAUUGGCGUUCGACGAUGCGAUGAGCGAUAUGGUCUUUGUUGCCAAGGUUCAAGACAGCUACCUCGAGCACUGUAGUCGAUGUUUCAAGCUUGCAGGAAGGGUAUAUCUUCGCCUGAUCUGCCUCGAUGCCAGUCUUACCCAGUUGGCUUUGACUGCGAUGCAGACCGACUUGCUGCAAGCAUUGCGCCUGGUCAUCAACGAAGAUCAGCAACGAAGGGCCUUCCCAAUGUGGCCUUUGUUUAUCGCUGGUUGCGCGUCUUUUGAGGACGAGCACCGGAAGGCUGUUCUGGACAUGUUCCGCACACUCGAGAGCAAGUGGCCGAUCAGUAACAUCUCCUAUGUCCGCAACGUCACGACACAGAUCUGGCAAAGCCGAGACCUGAACGGAUAUGACAAUAGUCGAAGACACGAUUGGCAGACACUUAUCACGACAUUUGGUUGGAAGCUCGCUUUAUCCUGA